GGUUUUGUAGUAAAACCAAAAUAAAGAGGAAAAAAUCAAGUUUAUAACGUUUACAGCCUGCUGGUGUGUUGACACAUCAGUAUGUGUCGCUGUGAGGAGUCUCGAGAACGAAACUGAUCUGCAUCAACCUGCUGUGCACCUGCGAUUUACCCUUAACACACACACACACACACACAGCCGUACAGACAUGUUUAUGAAGUGCGUGAGUAAAUGUCAUUGAUUUGAAGGCUGUUCAGUUUGUGUUUCUCGUGCACGUGGUUCAGGUUGCGGGCGCGGCUCCGACUGUCAACGAGCAGAGCCGAGCAUCAAUCGACUGUAUUUAUAAGCUCCACAGAUUUUACUGAAUCAACAGCGACAUGAGGAUUUCAUUGUUUCUCAUUCUCGUUUCGGCAUUUGGAGGUGUGUCUGGUGUUGUUACAGGUGAAGUGAAGGUGAUGUCAGUGAUGGAGGGAGAUUCUGUCACUUUAAACACGUGUGUUCGUGACAUUCAAAAGGACAGCAAUAUAGUGUGGACAUAUGGCCCUGAAAACGAUGUGUUGGCUAAACUAAACAAGGGCUCACAGACCUCUAUAAAUGAAGAUGUUCUUGAUGAGAUGUUCAGAGGCAGACUGAAGCUGGAUCCUCAGACCGGAUCCCUCAGCAUCAAGAACAUCAGGACCGGUCAUUCUGGACUUUAUACAGCUGAGAUCACCAGCAGCAAAGAAGGAACGUCCAAAAGAGUUUUCAAUGUCAAUGUAACUGGCGUGUUUGAUCCAGAAGCAGAUAAACUGAAGUCGGUGUGGAAGAAUGAGGGAGAACCUGUAACUCUAAACACUGGUGUCACAGUGAAGAGAGAUGAUCUGAUUCUGUGGAAGUUCGGACAGUCCUCCAAACACUGCGUUUAUGAUGCCGUCCAUAACAUCCCAGCCAUCGCCAAACUGUACGGAGAAACCCGAGAGACGUCGCUGGAUGCUGGUGAAGAUCAGAUAUUCAGCGGCUGUCUGUCGCUGAACGAGCAGACAGGAGAUCUGACCAUCAGAAACACUCAAACCAAACACGCAGGAUGUUAUUUUCUACAGAUCAACAGUAACACCGGGACUCGAUUCAGAAGGUUUAACGUUACUGUCAGCGCCAGGACAGAACCUGCUCCCCGGACGCACUGGGAGGUAACUGGUCCAGUAUUUUUGGUAGCAGCGAUCAUGCUGGGGGUGAUCGUGAUGGGCCUGCUUUCGAAAAAACGAGUAUUCAAGCACUGCAGGAAAUACAAAGAUUCAGAGACGACGACACAGGAAUCUUUAGAUGUUCUCAACCCCAGCAGUUAAGUCACUGAAUAGAGAAUAUAACGUUAAUUUAUAUUGGUAUUUAAACCCAACUCUUGCACUGCUGGACUGUAAAACUGAACAUUUGAGUUGCAUAACAAUGCUGUCAUUGACUUCACACAUGGUCAGUAACAAGAACCAAAACAUGAAUUCAAGAAAUCGCUGCUUCCGUUGUAGCAUUUCCUCCCAUGGAGCCGCCAUUUUGGUUCUUGAGAUUUUCAAAAUGUGAAAUGUUUCAGCUCACCUCAUAUCUGUGACAGAUCAGAGUUUAACAUCUCUGUCUGGUUCAGUGGACUGCUGUUACUCUCUGUGUUUUGAUGGUUUUAAUGAUAGAAAAUCACUAUUGAAAGACACUUGCAUUUUUUAUUUGCUACUUUCUGUGUACAUUUGUCUUAUUUUUUACAUCAUCGAAUGUUUUGCCUUAUGCUUCACUACUGAAAGACCCAAUGACCAAGUGUUUUCUGUUUGUUAAAUGUGAACUGAGAUCAGUUACUCUCUGUAUAUGUUACUGUUCUGUAUAUGAGGAUAUAUUAUGAGUUCUGAUGCCAUAUUAUGCUCUAUGAUGAUGAUGCAUUGCCGUUGAACAGAAACUUUACUGCUCUCUAGUGGACAAACACUGGUAACGCUUCUGUCACUUUAAACAAAAUGCAUGACGAUUUACAAGGGCAAAUAACAAAGUCCAUUUUAAGCCUGAAUUAAAUACACAAUAUAUGUGAUUGAGUCAUAUGAUAAAAAUCUUUGUCUUAAGAAAAUGUAUUAACACUUCUUCAAAAUCAUCAUUUUUUACAGUUUUGUUUAGCAGACUGGCAAAGAAAUGUGGUGUGUAACCUUUCUUCUAUAAACCAGCAUGACUUUAUGAUGCAGAAAUAGAUUUAUAAAACCGAAGUAUACUUGAAAGGGCCCUUAAGAAUGAAGGAUUUCUAUAGGUACAACACAGAUCAUGUUACGUGUGGAUAAAAGUGUAGGUUUGGACAGAAAAUAUAAAUGUGUUCAAUAGGACGCAAUGGUUUGUGUUUCUUGACCGUACUGAUUUUCUUGACAUCACUGCUGCUGAUAUAUUUUUAACAGUUUUACUAUAUAUGCAGAUGUGUUAAACAUGUACAGACAAGCCUUAAAGGGAUAGUUCGCCCAAAAUUAAAAUUCUGUCAUCAAAUUCUGUUUAUUUGGGAUAAUCUCAUGAACAAGUCUGACAUCACUGCAAAAAGAUGUUAACAUUGAAGAUUCAGGUCCAUGUUAUAUUAUUUCUGAAUGCAUGUGCAGCUAUACAGAAUGACAAUGAGAGACUAAACUUAGUUACGGUUCGUUUACAUCAUGACAGCCCAUGUAAAACCAUUGCACUCAUUUUUUGUUUGACUAAAACUGAAAGAAAUGAAUGGAACACACACAACUUACCCACCAGACUCCUCGAGCACAAACACAA
Triplophysa rosa is the source of this 2718-nucleotide messenger RNA. RefSeq lists its product as uncharacterized. The coding region runs from base 357 to 1301 and encodes 314 amino acids. The record is from RefSeq and is a predicted model, not a curated record. Lineage: Eukaryota; Metazoa; Chordata; Actinopteri; Cypriniformes; Nemacheilidae. The transcript has 5 exons.